Wyeomyia smithii (pitcher-plant mosquito) is the source of this 2082-nucleotide messenger RNA. RefSeq lists its product as uncharacterized. NCBI's taxonomy places the organism in Eukaryota, Metazoa, Arthropoda, Insecta, Diptera, Culicidae. The record is from RefSeq and is a predicted model, not a curated record. The transcript is spliced from 2 exons. The coding region runs from base 98 to 1666 and encodes 522 amino acids.
UGGACACGCGAAUAAUUCCGGCCUCCGAGUUUCGAUUCUUACGCUUGAGUCGAGAAGUGUUUUGUAAGAAGCCAAUAUUCGCAAGAUCACAGUGAUAAUGUGGACAAUGGUGCAAGCUGGGAUUUUAUUGUCGAUGUUUGUGCUGGCGUAUAGUGAAACAAUUCAUUUCACGAACUCUGUUAAACAUUUGCAUACAACAAAGAAUUUUACCACCUAUGAGGUGGACGUGCCCGGUUCGAAACCGAUUACCAUCAUCGAGGCUAAUCCGGAAAAUUCGAACGCCAGGAAGCCGGCUAUGGGACAGCUUCGGAAUGCUGUCGGAGCAGGUGUGGAAGAACAUGCAAACGUUGUGCGAGAUGAUCUAAUUAAUGCCUUGAGGACAAUGCCCCCCAAAAAGACGUUUUAUUCUCCGGAUUUGCUGAAUAAGUUCCUUCAAGAGUACUCGGAGCGCUUGAAAAAUGCCGACCCUAAUACCAAACAAAAGCUAAUGGAGAUUGGUUUGAUGACUAAUAAACAAACACUAGAAGAGGAUAGCGAGCAGAGCAAGGAAGAUCAGUUACUUUUGGAGGACAGCGAUGAGAGAAACGCGCUUGGUAAUAGUAAGUGGUACAGUGACAAUCGGAAGACUCAUCCUUGGAACUUGAAGGAUGGGUGGGUCACAAUGGAAGCAGUUCCGUGGUCGGAAAGUAAAGUUUCCAAAUGGCACAGCAAUUCUAACAAACAUAAUUCAUAUCCAAGUAACAACCAAUGGCCAGGAAGCAAUAGUGAAGAAAUGUCGUAUCGACCAAAACCCGCGUAUGCUUCGAUAGCAUCACAAUCUCAAUCGAACAAUUUCUACAGCAGUUCGGACGAUGAUUACGUCGAUAGUUUAUACUCCCUAAAUCGGCCAGAGGAAAAACCGUCCAAGCCGGCAUUCGAUUCAUUCUACAACCGACGGUAUAAACCGUCAGAGGAUUAUGUCCGGAAAACUUCCCAGUACAACCCGGAUUACAGUGGAGAUUCGUGGUACGAUCAUGGUUUCAAGAAACCAACAGACAGUAACAAGGUCCUUCAUUCGCAGAGCGGUGACAUCAUCACAGACGGUCGUAAGCCACAGUUUCCUCCGCACGGCACCUCCCCGCUAUACCAGCAGCAGCAGCAGCCAUCCAACAAAGAUCGGUACCACCCUCAAUCCUACCCGAACGGAGGCAACGGCGAGUGGGUCCUAAUCUCAACCACCAAAGGAUACCAGUAUCCCCGCCGGCAGGGCCAACGUGCAAUAUCCUUUCAACCUGCGACCCUAUCCCAUAAAUCCAUCAAACUGACCGUCCUCCCGAUGAAGAACUCCCUGGACAUGACCACCUCACACAACGGCUUGAUUGAGGUGGCUUCCUCCACCCAAACGGUCGAGCAAUCCUUCAAGGAACAACAAAACAAGCAGGGCACCGCUCUUCAAACAACCACCACAGCUGCUCCGGUGAAGAGAAAACGGCGCGUAACGCCGCAAAUUUCGCUACUCCAUCGUAACACCGCCAAUCAGGACAGUACCGCCGUACUGGCGGCGCUCGGUGCAGGAAUGGUUCCCGCAGCGCUGGCCGUUCUCGCUCCGAUGGUCCUCGGCCGCCGAAGGAGGAGGCGCCGAUCGGUCGAGCCGGAGCACCACCUGACGGUUCCUACUGGACUGUAGAAAAGCAAUGCUAACCGUAUUCAAAAGCUUCAACUCGAACCAGCCCCUUUCUCUCUCUAUCUCCAUCAACCUAUUGCUAACGAGGCUUAAGUUCUAAGCCUGGGACUGUCAUCGGGGAAACGAACCUGGCAAAAACGAAUCCAACAGUACAAAACCUCAUCCGGCUGGCCGCCAUCUUUUAACAUAACCCAAAAGAUCGCCCGAAAAACAUCACAUAACAUUAAGACCCCAUCUCUAGGACUGAUUGAAAGUAAAGUUUCAAACGCAACCCGUAUUUCCUCUAAUUUAUUCGUUUAUUUAUUGCAGUAAAAUUUACCACCUAAGAAAGUAUAUGUAUUUAAAUAAAUAAUUUAUUUCUGAGACGAUAAAAAACACAGAAUCGUUUAGUUUAGCGCUUAAGUCAAGUAAUAAAGUAA